ACUCUCCCCUAUUUGGAAACCACACAAAAGUGCGAAAAACCGAGCGACGAAUCGUUGGUGAUCGUCAGUUUGGCAAGAACUUUCCAUGUGGCAGCAUCGCGAGUGAAAUUUGUGCUGGAUUUGUGUGUUGUUGUUGAUCGUGCAGAAAAUAUAAGUUACAACAAUUCCUUUUUCUUUCUGACUUUGGAGGCGCGCGCGUGAUUUUUGCCACUCGACAAACGGAAAAGUCCGUGUGAAAACGUCCAUAUAGACACUUGUUGCCAGCUGCAAAAGAAAGUAAAAAGAGGACGGUUUCAUAACUGUGUGUGCGAUCACAGAGUCUGGAUUUUUCUUCACUCCAGCGAGCGCGCGCGCGAAUGAAUUUAAUAAAGAGUGUGUAUAUAUAUGGUUAUUGAUGUGAUGUGUGGAGGUUGAAGAAAAAGUGCCAAAUUGCGAUAAGAUUGUGCUGGACAAGCUAUAUUUUUGUCGCUGAGUCCAAAUUUUACACCUCUUCGAUUCAAUGCAACACUAAAAGACGCACAGACAGAGAGAGAGAGAGAGAGAGUGAGAAAUGAAGAAAUACUUGUGAAUGAUUGCAAGUUAUACUCUUUCAAAUAGCCUGUAAAUUAACUGAGUGUUCAAGAAGAAGAACAAGAAAAAAACUCAAGAUAGAGUUUUCCGGGAAGCAUUUUUCCACUGAAGCGCGCGCACGCUGUGAGAUGAGAAUUCAAUGAGUAAAGUGCACAAAACGAUAGAGUGACAAACUCCAAACCCGAUAACCUUCUGAUUGGCGCGACUUGCGCACGUUUUGUGGCAUUCGAGAGAUCUCGGGCGAUCGAUUGAUCAGAGUGCCUGAAGCCCUCAGUUUGGCAUGAUCUGCGGCCAGUGAGCGAUAGAGAGUGUGUGAAGAGGUUCGUGAUUGUUCCAGGAGCCGAGAUGCCAUUGAGGCCCAGAGUGAGGUGCUUGGUGAGGAGGACGCGCAGGGAGAGACGGCGAAGGGGCAAGAGUGUGGCGGCCGGUGGGUGGUUGCCUGAGUAUCUGGAGAUUGUGGAGGACAAGGAGACACUGAGAGACACCAAAGAGGAGGAUGAUUUUGGAGAGAAGGACUCAGGCUUCGAGGAUUGGGAGUUGUCCAUGCCGUGGUUUGGAAUGGACAUUGGUGGAACACUGACGAAAUUGGUGUACUUCGAACCGAAGGACAUUACACCCGAUGAAUUGGAUCAGGAGGCGGAGAUCUUGAGGAAUAUUCGACGAUAUCUCACAAAGCAUUCGGCGUACGGCAAGACUGGACAUCGUGAUGCGCAUUUGCAGAUGGAUAAUGUGGAGAUUCGCGGACGCCGCGGAUCGUUGCACUUCAUUCGCUUCCCCACGUCUGAGAUGGGAAACUUCCUGACGCUGGCCAGAGCCAAGGGCAUGGCGCAGCUGGUGACGACGGUGUGCGCCACUGGCGGCGGUGCCUUCAAAUUUGAGCGGGACUUCAAGGAGCAGGUGAACAUGAAGUUGGCCAAAUUCGACGAACUGGACGCCCUGAUCAAGGGCAUCCUGUUCACGGAUCUGCACAAUCUCAAUGAGUGCUACUACUGGGAAAAUGCCUCGGAUAUCACGAGGAGUGCGAAGAAGCGAUACGACUUCUCCACACCCUAUCCCUUCAUCCUCGUGAACGUGGGCUCUGGCGUGAGUGUGCUGACGGUGCGUGGCCCAGAUGACUAUCGUCGGAUAUCCGGCACGAGUCUGGGCGGCGGCACAUUCCUGGGCCUGUGCUGUCUACUCACCGGCUGUCAGACCUUCGAGGAGGCCAUCCAGCUGGCGACGGAGGGUGACCACAAGAGGGUGGAUAAGCUGGUGAAGGACAUCUAUGGCGGUGACUAUGAGCGCUUCGGGCUGCCGGGUGACCUCGUGGCCGCCAGCUUUGGUCAGAUGAACUCACGCGAGCGACGCGCGAGUGUGUCAAAGGAGGAUCUGGCCAAUGCCACGCUGGUCACCAUCACGAACAACAUUGGCUCGAUCGCGAGAAUGUGCGCGAGCAAUGAAAAGAUCGAUCGGGUGGUGUUCGUGGGCAAUUUCUUGCGCGUAAAUCCCAUCUCAAUGAAGCUGCUGGCCUUCGCGAUGGACUACUGGAGUCAUGGUACACUGAAGGCGCUCUUCCUCGAGCACGAGGGCUACUUUGGGGCCGUGGGGUGCUUGCUGCAGUUCAAUGGGGAGCUGAUGAGUGGCUCCUUUGCCAAUGACACCAAUGAAGUGUCAGAAUGAGACUGUGAAUUUUACAUAAAAAAAAAUCUUUGUUCAAAAAACAAUUCCUUCUCCACAGCGCAGAAAUUCUCUCUCCUUCGCGGCUUCAUGAAAAAAAAAACAGAAAACAAAACAAAAAAACACUCAGGAUUUUUGAUUUAAUUUUGAGCCCACAGAAAAUGCUCAGAGAAUUGCACAAAAAGAAAGAAAGAAAGAAGGAAAAGCUGUGUGUGGAGAGAAAAGAGUGGAAAAAAGAAUAAUAAUGUUUCCAGUGCGUGAGUGAUGAAAAUGAUGGGAUAUUUAUCAAAAAAAAGUUCUUUAGGUGAAUAAGGAUGAGGCGCAUAGAAUUAUUUCUCUGUUUUCUUUUUUUUUUAUUUUCUAUUGUAAUAUCGAUUAUCGGUGAGAAUCGUGGAUUUGCUCAAGUGGUGGGAAGAAUGGGUUGAAUGAACUUCAGCAGGAAAAUAUCAAGGAAUGAGGAGGAAUGGAUGGGAAUGAGAAGGAAUGGAUCAAAUUAAAAAUCAAAAACACAAGGAAUAUUCGGAAUUUUAAUGGAAUGAAAAGGAACGUGAACAAGAGAGAUAUUUGAAUUCUUGAAAUUCACAUGAAUUGAAAGAUAUGUUGAAGAUUCAGUGCAAAUCUCCCAGAUGAGAAGAUGAAAAAGUCGCGGGUUCGAUUCUCCUUUAGUUGUGAUUUUUUCACAACUUUUUUUUCACUUUUCUUUCCUUUUUCCAGUAUUUUUCUUCACUCUAUCGCUUUAUAUCGGCAUUUUUCCCUCAAUUUUCGCAAAAAAAAAACUCAUUAUAACACUAAAUAUAAUUUCAGUAGGGAUGUUUCAUCCUUCAGUAUGCUGACGAUGUGGUUGUGUGGGCAUUGAGAGCUCCAGUGCGCAGGUUAUUGAGAACAAACUCAGCAUGGCUUGUGACUGCCUGGAACGUUUUUACGAUGAUCUGGGCCUUGAGCUCUCGCCUUGAGAGAAAGUGGUGAAUGUUCACCUUGGAGACAUCACUGUUCCGCAAUCACAAUCAUUCAGAUAUCUGGGGAUAAUCUUUGAUCGAAAGUGUCUGUGGGGGCCACACAGCAGACGAUAUCGUUAAGCGUAGUGCGCUGAGAAUUAACUUCUUAAGGGCGAUUGCUGGAACGUCAUAGGGCGCACACCCGAGACAAAUGUUGAUUUUGUAUAAAACCACUAUUCGUACUAUUUUGGAAUACGGGUGCUUUGCAUUUGCAGGGGCGGCGCAAUGUCACCUCAUUAAACUAUAUAGAAAGAAUUCAAUGGAAGGCGUUACGUCUGGUGUUUGGUUUGAUGAGAAGCACUCACACUGGAGCGGUGGAGGUUCUCAGCGGUGUUAUGCCCCUUCGCGUGAGACACAACUUCCUCAUAGAACGAUUCGUGGCACGAUCCUUGCGAGUACAGUCGGAUCUGUGGGUCUCUAUGACCCAAAUAGAGUCAAGGCAGCCGGCUAACAGAAUUGGCGGCAUUGUGCGUGCUAUGGUUGCCCUGGGAGUUAGGGAACCAGAUAUCAGCGGGGGCGAUUUAGCAAUUCGCAUUCAGAAGAAAGCGGAGGAAACGUGGCAGACGCAGUGGGAUGACGGGGAACUGGGGAGGCUAUGCCACUCCAUUAUUCCCACAGUUAUUGAUGCCCCUUGGUCUAGGGAAGAAAUUGUGAUGGGCAGUCGAAUAAUGAGUAACCAUUACAGGCUUAAUUUUCACCUUGCCAGGAUCAAUAUCGUCCAGAAUCCUUUGUGUGAACAAUGUAAUACGUAUUGUGAUGUGGACCAUAUGUUGUACAUGUGCCAGGGAACGCAGCAGAGGGAAGAUGCGAGCUUGUGGUAGCUAGCGGAGGUAUAAAUAACUCGCGAGACGCGUGCGCGUCGGCAUUGGAAAGAAAUGGGGGUGAGUUGUUUAGAUCGCUGGCAAAAUUCUGCAAGCGAAACGGAGUGGAGUUGUAGGGAGGUUGGUUGAGUGGCGUCCGGGAGCGGGCUGGUUGUCCUGUCUUCGGACGGUAUGAUUGGCUCGCUCCUGGAGCCGGAGGAGUGUAGGAUGUCGAGGGAGUGUGCGAGUGGUUUUACUCGGCCCGAAAUGGACUCAGCGAGUCCAGGGCCUGAGGGGAUGGAGGUGGGCUUAAAAUGAAAAAAAAAUAAUAAGAAUAAUAAUAAUUUCAGUAAUAAAAUACCACUUUUUUCAUCAUCUAACAUUCUUUUUGACGCUUUAAUGUCCUUUCUCGGACUUGAAACUUCCCCAAAGAAUUCUUUUUAAUAAUUCGCGCACACAAUGACUUCCUGUCGUAUUCCCGGACCAGAAAAGAGAGGAAUUUGAGUGCGAAAAGAAAGCUUUCCAGCUUUAUCAGCUGAUAAAGUGAAGGAAAGUAACUGAAAAAGGAAGGAAAAGUGAAAAAAAAUCACAACUGAAGGAGAAUCGAACCCGCGACUUUACGAAUUUGCACAGGAAUUUGUGCAACAAUCUUUCUAUCUAAGUCGAUUUCGAAUAUAAUUUUUUUCGAAGAAUGAAUGGAAUGGAAUGGAUUGUGGAAUGUAUAAGAAAAUCGGUGGAAUGGAAAUCACUUUUCUCUAACUUGAGCCAAUCCUCGGUGAGAAUAUAUUAUUUCUUACGAAUAAAAAUCCUUUGGCGUGAUGCAUAAAUUAGAUCAAAUAUUUUUUCUUAAUUCACAACACUAUUUUGUAAGUUCGUUCUUCACAAACUGUUUUUUUUUUUUGUCUUUUCUUUUGUAAUGGGACAGCUUUUUAUAUUACUGUUUUUUACUUGUGAUGAAAAAGCCUAGAUUUGUGCGUAAUUUCACACACACAGA
Molecule: messenger RNA, 5015 nt
Organism: Phlebotomus argentipes
Lineage: Eukaryota; Metazoa; Arthropoda; Insecta; Diptera; Psychodidae
Gene: fbl
Product: pantothenate kinase 3
Exons: 4
Coding region: 916-2229 (437 amino acids)
Biological process (GO): coenzyme A biosynthetic process
Cellular component (GO): cytosol; nucleus
Molecular function (GO): ATP binding; pantothenate kinase activity
Source: RefSeq, a predicted model, not a curated record